Messenger RNA from Penicillium oxalicum, 501 nucleotides. RefSeq lists its product as uncharacterized. Lineage: Eukaryota; Fungi; Ascomycota; Eurotiomycetes; Eurotiales; Aspergillaceae. The coding region runs from base 1 to 501 and encodes 166 amino acids. The record is from RefSeq and is a predicted model, not a curated record. The transcript has a single exon.
AUGAUGCAGCGAUAUCCACGGAGCUCGGGACAAUCUCCCUCUCCUUCAUCGUUCUUGAUCCAAUUACAUGAUCGACGAUUUUCUUCGUCUUUUGCCACCAUAUUGAGUGCUUCUAAAUGCCGCAUUCGUAAACCUCAUGUGUAUUGUCAUCACACCGCCUCAAGGUUGGUUCCCUACAAAAUACACGAUGACGGAGCCCGGUUCUUGGCAGGGUCGCAACUGUCUGAUAGUUCUCGCGAGUCGUCCAGCACAGACGAGACGGACACACAAUUAUUCAAUGCUGUCCUGAGACAAGCUAGGAUUCGUAUGUACUCUAAGAGGGGGAAACACAAACAUGGAAGGGACAAACGGGCGAGAAAUGGGCAUACAAGUAAUGAAAAUACGAGAACAGUACAAGAGAGACGCGCAGACAUUGAGAGGAACCAUGAUUCCUCUCCCAACUCUUUGCUUUCCAAAGACAAGACAGAGAAUAAGAAACUUGCAUUUGAGCAUCUGCUCUGA